Molecule: messenger RNA, 3583 nt
Organism: Monopterus albus (swamp eel)
Lineage: Eukaryota; Metazoa; Chordata; Actinopteri; Synbranchiformes; Synbranchidae
Product: lamin-A-like
Exons: 13
Coding region: 1148-3079 (643 amino acids)
Biological process (GO): nuclear envelope organization; nuclear pore localization; protein localization to nuclear envelope
Cellular component (GO): nuclear lamina; nuclear envelope
Molecular function (GO): structural constituent of cytoskeleton
Source: RefSeq, a predicted model, not a curated record
AUUGCUUUGAAUUAACAUUUAUCCUCAGUGAGGUUUGACAUGGCAGUCACACUGUUGAGCUGCAAAUCGCAUGCAACAGCUCUAUUCCAUUUUAAAAUGAAUUGUCACCGUAUUCGGUCGUUUUGAGCAAAAUGGGAAAGAACAGUGACGUGCCCAUCUGAAAAUAGUAAAUUAAUAACUGACACAAUGGUCAGAACAGCUUAAUAUUUCUAAAACAGAACAGAAUAAAGUUAUAGACAAGAACAUAGCACAUGUAAGCAGACAUCUGCACAUACUGUAUAGGCUACACAUGAAAAAAAGUUUCCUGGUGUCCCAAGAUAAACCUGAGAGUGCCCAAAAUCAUCAAGAAAAUUAAAGGGUUAUGAGUUAUUAAAGGUUUUGAGUAGGACUGACCUCUCUAAGCAAUCAGAGAAACUGACUUACUUCUGCUUGAUCAGUAAGUUUUGCAUUCUCAUUUAUUUCAUAGCAAAUAUCUGAAGAGCUGGGCAGAGCCUGGUGGAGGUUAGCAGGCCUUAGUAGAGCAUAGUGGAGCAGGGAGAGGGAGCUCUGGGCGGAGCAGAAUGGGCUGAUGUGGAGCUUUAUGCAAGUGCCACCUAAAGUCACACACUGCAUUUUAAAGUCUUACAAAAGGUCUUAAGACUCCUGUUCUGUAUUUUGGGGCUAAAACAAUCUGAAAUCUCUUAUAUUACUUGUACAUUUUAACUUUAUUGCAAAAUAUAGGGUUGAGCCAAAUAUUGUGAAUGUCUAAGCUCAACUCAGCCAAUAGAUCUGCUUAAAAUUAUCCCUUGUACGUAUCACAUGGCAUUGUGCAUUUUUCUGAAUAGAGGCUGACUCAUUCAGUCAGACUGCACACCAAGUACAGUGACAGAGAGACGAAAGAGACAGAGAAAGAGAGAGAGAGGAACAACCACCUACAAAAGUGCCAAAUUUGAGUCCAGCCUCCUUCCUCUCCUCUCCUCCCAUCUCAUUCUUUCCUACAGGGCACUCACAGAUGAGUUUUCAGUCAGUAGGAGGCUGAACAGAAUUGAAGGACAAAGACAGAUACUCAGAUCACAAGAUAAAGAAAAUUAGCAGAGAAGUCUACAGAUUUCCUCAGCAGAGUUUUCUUUUCUUCUCACCAGCUAUAAAAAGAUAGCAGAAAAGUGCCAUGGCGACACCCAAAAACACUCCCCGAGGUGCAAACAACACACUAUCACCCAACCGUAUCACCCGGCUCCAGGAGAAGGAAGAUUUGUGUAACCUCAACGAUCGCCUGGCUGUCUACAUCGACAAGGUCCGCUCCCUGGAGGCUGAAAAUGCAGGCUUGCGUCUGCGCAUUACUGAGUCGGAGACAGAGGUCACCCGGGAGCUGACGGGCCUGAAGGCUGCCUAUGAGACCGAGCUGGCCGAUGCCCGUCAGACCCUGGACUCUGUGGCUAAAGAACGAGCACGUCUUCAGCUGGAGCUAGGAAAGCUGAGAGAGGACCACAAGGAGCUAAAAGCUAGGAACACCAAAAAAGAAUCAGAACUGGCAGGAGCCUUGCAGAGGCUCAAAGACCUGGAGGCUCUGCUUAACUCAAAGGAUGCAUCCUUGACUACGGCUCUGGGAGAGAAGCGUAACCUGGAGGUGGAAAACAGGGACCUGAAGGCUCAGGUUGCCAAGCUGGACACCAGUUUGGGUGAUGCCAGGAAGCAGCUGCAGGAUGAGAUGCUGAGGAGGGUAGACGGAGAAAAUCGCAUCCAGACCCUCAAAGAGGAGCUGGAGUUUCAGAAGAACCUUCACUCUGAGGAGCUGCGGGAGAUAAAGCGACGUCAUGAGUCUCGUAUGGUUGAGCUAGAUAAUGGCCACCAGCAGGAUUUUGAAAGCAAGCUGUCGGAGGCGCUGAUGGAGAUGCGCAACCAGCACGAGCUGCAAGUUAAAAUGUACAAAGAAGAGAUUGAGAAGACUUACAAUGCCAAGCUGGAAGGUGCUCGCCAGUCGGCGGACAGGAGCAGCCACCUGGUGGGAGCAGCACAUGAGGAGCUCCAGCAGACACGGAUCCGCCUGGAGUCCACAUCGGCUCAGCUCAGCCAGCUGCAGAAACAGCUGGCGGCCCGUGAGGCGAAGGUGAGGGACCUGGAGGAUGCCUUGUCUCGGGAGCGGGACACUACACGUCGCUUGCUGGGAGACAAAGACAGAGAAAUGGCAGAGAUGAGACAGCGGAUGCAGCAACAGCUGGAUGAGUAUCAGGAGCUCCUGGAUGUCAAGCUGGCUCUGGAUAUGGAGAUAUGUGCUUACAGGAAGCUGCUGGAGGGAGAGGAGCAGAGGCUGCGUCUGUCCCCCAGCCCUCCACCCACCAGAGCAACAGGAAGUCGUUCCUCUACUUCAGCAGUUCACUCUCAAUCAAUCCACUGCAACGCUCAGAGCUCUCCAGCCAAGAGGCGCCGCCCCAACGACACGGACAGCGAGGCCUCUAGCUUUGCAGGAGGGUCUGUGGCUCGCACCCGCAUCACCCAGCAGGCCUCAGCCAGUGGCCGGGUCACUGUGGACGAGGUGGACCUGGAUGGGAAAUAUGUCAGACUCAGCAAUAAAGCAGAUGAGGAUCAGAAUUUGGGGAAUUGGCAGGUAAGGCGGCAGGUGGGCUCUGGAGUGCCCAUCAUCUUCAAGUUCCCGGCUAAAUUCACAUUGAAGGCUGGUCAGAGGGUCACGAUCUGGGCCUCUGCUGCUGGUGGAACCCACAAUCCUCCCUCUGACCUGCUGUGGAAGGCUCAGCCCUCCUGGGGUACCGGAGACCUGUUUCUAACCACUCUGAUUAGUGCCAAUGGAGAGGAAAUGGCAAUGAGGAAGGUCACUCGCACUCAGUUUGAAGAAGAAGAUGAUGACAUGCAGGUGGCUCACAGCACCUGUGGGGACGGUGAAUACAACCUGCGGAGCCGGACGGUGGUCUGCGGCUCCUGCGGACUUCCUUCAGAUAAAUCCACCACCUCCUCUGUCACUUCAGCCUCCCGCUCCUUCCGCAGCGGAGGCAUCUCUGAAGGUUUAUUGCCGCACUCCUACGUGUUCAGCAGCAGCACUCCUCUCAAGACUGGAGCCAGAAUGGAGAGCUGUCCAAUCAUGUGAACCCUGGGAUCCAUGUUCUAACACCUGCCAGUACUUAUCAGGUUUCAGUUAUUAUUUGUUUAGUCACAGUUGUAGUUAUUAAGCUCAGAUAAUUUUCAUGAUGCUGUAUGCAGUACAGUUUUAUCCUGCUUUUUUAUAUUGUACAUAGGCAUGCUUAAGAAAUAUUUUUUGAAUAAAACAGUCACUUGUAUUGGUGACAUUAAAAUUUUCUUCAACCUGGCAGUGAAAUAUGGAACUACCAGCUAUUAACAACCUAAAACAACAAUUUUACUUUUUAAAUUUUACUUUCACUGCUAAAAAAAGAGUGAGAGAAGUGGUAGGUUUCCACAGCUACUGCAGCUGUGAGAUCAAUCAUGCAUACAUACAUCAGAUGUCCAUUAAACACCUUUAACAUACUGACACAGCAGGGUGAUGAUAAAUUCAUUUGUGUUCAUUUAUUUUAAAUAAUAAAUAUAAUUUGUCAUUCAAACUGCCUCAUUUGAAGUAAACUGACUCCAUCCUUAU